ACUAUAAAAUGUAUUGAUUUAUUACUAGAGAAUUUCAAAUGAUGUUUAACAUGUUUUAUCUGUUUUAAUAUAUUAUUUUAUUUUAUUUUGAUAUUAUGACUGUUUGAUUUAUGUGUGUUGAUUUUAUUUUAUCAUUUGGAUAUGUGUUACGAUUUGUUUUUCAAAUAAACUUUUUAGUGAUGAUCAAAAUUUUCUAAUAUCAAAAUUACAUAUGUGGUGUUAGUAACAUAAAACAUAUUAGUUCAUUAGAUGUUUUUUUUUUUUGUAGUUAUGUAGUCUGUGGUUUGAAUACAUUAUUUUAUUAUAAAUGCAUGAUAAUGUGGCAGUGUAUUGUUUGUUUAUAUGUUUAUCAUUUUUCAGUAAAAAUACAGUCAUAUGCAAUUGGCUCAUUCCAACCGGUAUGUAAAGGAAUAAAAAUGUAUCAUGAGAAUGGAAAAUGGUUUUAGUGCGUUUGUUUUUUAUUAUUUUUAUUAUGUCAAGUUUUAUGUAUUGAGAACAUGUGAGUUAAUUAGUGUUUACGACUUUACUACUAAAGAUAAUUUAUUCAAGUGUCUUGAGUUGAUAUUAUUUGAGAAAAAAAGAAUUUAAAAAUAAAAAUAAUAUAUUGGUUUAUUAAAGGAUAGAAAGCUAUUUAAAGGAAGUAAAAAAAAUAAUUUAAAAAAUUAAAUUUAAAAUGAUGAUCAAAGUUUAAACUAAUUUUAUGUAUAUGAGAGAGACCUCAUAAGCAGAGAUAAAUGUAUGAUAAUAUGGCAGUGUAUUGUUUGUACAUAUGUUUAACAUUUUCCAAUAAAAAUACAGCCAUAUGGAAUUGGCAUCACAAUGAAGAAGGUUCAUCAUUCCAACUGGUAUGGAAAUGAAUGAAAAUGUACCAUGGGAAUGGAACAUGGUUUUAGUGCGUUUCUUUUUUAUUUUUUUUAUUAUGUCAAGUUUUAUGUAUUGAGAACAUGUGGGUUAAUUAGUGUUGAAAGUGUCUUGAGUUGAUAUUAUUUGAGGAUAUUUUUUUUAAAUAUAAUACAUUGGUUUAUAAAGGAUAUAAAGCUAUUUAAAGGGAGUUAAGAAAACUAUUUUAAAAAUUAUACUUUAAACUGGUGAUCAAAGUUUAAACUAAUUUAUGUAUACGAGAGAGAGAGAGAGAGAUCUCAAAAGCAUAGAUGAUUAGCAAGCUUUUCUUGACAUCAUCCUUAGUGUUUCCAAUUGUUGAUGGAUGAAUCAUUAAUGUAGCACCUGACUUUUUCUCAAUAGAUUCGAUGUUUUUGGAAAAAAACUCAUGGAUUAUGUACUGAUCGGUUCUAGUUUCGCUGAAAAUACGUUGACAUGGAAUUGAUAGCAGAUUGAAAAAUGUUCAUCAUUCCAACCGGAUUAGAAAUGAAUGAAAACGUAUCAUGAGAAUGAGAAGUGGUUUUAUUGCGGUUAUUUUUAUUAUCUUUAUUAUAUCAAGUUUUAUGUACUGACGUAUUGAGAACAUCUAGGUCAAUUAGUGUUUACAACUUUACUAGUAAAGAUGAUUUCUUGAAAUAUCUUGAGUUAGUAUUAUUAAAAAAUAGAAAGUAUUUAUGUGAAUUAAACAAAUAAUUUUAAAAAUUAAAUUUUAAACUGAUGAUCGAAGUUUAAACUAAUUUUAUGUUUUCUCGAAACAUAUAAAAACUGUAACCUAACAUCAAUAAAAGAUAGUUUUUUUUAGCAAAAAAAAUAGAGUUUUUCUAGGCAAAAAAAAUUAAAAUCAGGAAAUUUUUAUAAUGGAUUAUUAUUGUUCACCAACAACAGCAUGUAUUAAUUAAUUAAAAGUGCCUUUAUUUCGUGUGAAUGAAUUUCAAGAAACAAUAAAAUAAAAGAGAAAAAGAGACCAAUUUAUUAAAUGCCAACAAAAAAAAAAGUAAAUUGCAAUUAUUCCCCUCCGCUUGUUUCUUUCAUGACUGUUGUCAUUGCUGGAAUAAAAAGUUAACAAAAUGAUUUUCCUUGUUUUUUCAAAAAGUUACUUACACACUUUUCAAGAUCUAAUUACAAUUUAAUCAGUUGCUCAAAAAAAAAUAUUACAAUUUAAUCCCUUUAAUUAAUUUUCUUAAUCAUCUCAUUUAACAGUACUUUAUUCAGAAAACAAAACCAUAAACGAACUCAACACAGCAGAAAAAAAAGGUUAUAGAGCUACUAAAAGCUAUAGCCCGUAUAAUUGGAAUCUCUCUCUCAUUCUCUGACUCUUGUCUCUGGUCUCCUUGUCUCUAACUUUUGCCAUUGUUGGUCCAAAGCUAAAUCCUUUUUCACAAUCUAUUAUUACAGGUAGGCAGGUGGAUUGAUUCACAAGGAAGUAGUGUGAUUGGCGUCCCCUUGAGUUGUUUAUAUUCAAUUUUGCUGCAUUACAUCUCUCUUCAAGUGCCCAUUUCCUGAUUUGGAUCAUAAGAGUGGAAAGACUUAGCCCCGUUGUUCUUAGCUUUCCACAAAUGGGCUUGAUCAUGUGAUGAGACUAUGUUCUACUUCAAGAUUGGGACUUUGUCAGAAUCUUAAUGACAAAGAUUCUUAGGACAGCAAGAGGAAGGUAACUUAUCCUUAUGAUAUGACAAGUCCUUGGUACAAGAGUGUUUCUUCUAUGUUUGGUCUCAGACCACGGAUCAAAGCCUUGCUUUUCUUUAUCCUCGGUGUCUUAACUCUAGUUACCAUCUUAGCACCAUUGUCAUCCACUUCAUACGACGCUUCUACUUCUUCAACACUCGUCCCCAACAUUUAUAGUAACUAUAGAAGAAUAAAGGAGCAAGCUGCUGUUGAUUAUCUCGAUCUAAGAUCUCUCUCUUUAGGAACUACUCUAAAAGAGUUUCCUCUGUGUGCUAAAGAAAGAGAGAGCUAUGUGCCUUGUUACAACUCAACGGAGAAUCUCCUUGCUGGGCUUCAAGAAGGUGACGUGUUGGACCGACACUGCGAGUUUCAGAGAGAGAAGGAGAGAUGUGUAGUUCGUCCUCCAAGAGACUAUAAGAUACCACUUAGGUGGCCACUUGGUAGAGAUAUCAUAUGGAAUGGGAACGUCAAGAUAACCAAAGACCAGUUUCUUUCUUCAGGAACCGUUACAACGAGGUUAAUGUUGCUUGAAGAGAAUCAAAUCGCAUUUCACUCGGAGGAUGGGCUGAUCUUUGAUGGGGUCAAAGACUAUGCUCGUCAGAUCGCUGAGAUGAUUGGCUUAGGAAGUGACACUGAGUUUGCUCAAGCUGGUGUACGGACUGUGCUAGAUAUUGGUUGCGGAUUUGGAAGCUUUGGUGCACAUCUAGUGUCUCUAAACCUGAUGCCUAUAUGUAUAGCUGAGUAUGAAGCAACUGGUAGCCAAGUCCAGUUAGCUUUAGAGAGAGGCCUUCCUGCAAUGAUUGGCAGUUUCUUCUCAAAACAGUUUCCUUAUCCUGCAUUGUCUUUUGAUAUGGUCCACUGUGCUCAGUGUGGCAUUACUUGGGACAUCAAAGAUGCAAUGCUACUUUUGGAAGUGGAUCGUGUUCUGAAACCGGGAGGGUACUUUGUUUUAACUUCUCCCACGAACAAAGCACAGGGAAACUCGCCAGACACGAAGAAAACAAGCAUCUCAACACGAGUGAACGAGCUGUCUAAGAGAAUAUGCUGGAGUCUUAUAGGGCAGCAGGAUGAGACGUUUCUUUGGCAGAAAACUACAGAUUCAAAUUGCUAUUCGUCUCGGUCGCAAGAUUCAAUACCUCUUUGCAAAGAUGGAGAUAGUGUUCCUUAUUACCACCCACUGGUUCCAUGUAUAAGCGGUACAACAAGCAAACGCUGGAUACCUAUUCAGAACAGGACUACCUCAGCUGAGCUUGAGAUUCAUGGUUUGAAACCUGAAGAGUUCUUGGAGGAUACACAAACAUGGAGAACAUCACUUAAGAACUACUGGUCCUUGCUUACGCCUUUGAUAUUCUCAGACCACCCAAAGAGACCUGGUGAUGAAGAUCCUCUCCCUCCUUUUAACAUGAUACGCAAUGUGAUGGACAUGAAUGCUCGUUUCGGGAACUUAAACUCUGCUUUACUCGACCAUGGCAAAUCCGCGUGGGUCAUGAACGUUGUCCCGGUCAAUGCACGUAACACUCUUCCUCUCAUACUUGACCGUGGCUUUGCCGGUGUUCUACAUGACUGGUGUGAACCAUUCCCAACGUAUCCAAGAACGUACGACAUGCUUCAUGCCAAUGAACUUCUCACACAUGUUAGCUCAGAACGGUGCAGCUUGAUGGACUUGUUCUUGGAGAUGGAUCGGAUUCUUCGCCCAGAGGGAUGGGUUGUUAUAAGCGACAAGGUGGGAGUAAUAGAGAUGGCACGUGCACUAGCGACUCGAGUGCGUUGGGAAGCACGUGUCAUUGAUCUUCAAGACGGUAGCGACCAAAGACUUCUUGUCUGUCAAAAACCAUUUCUCAAAAAAUGAAUUGCUGCGAGUAUAUUCUUCUUUCACACCAUAAACAACACUCACCAGUCACUACUACACACUGUCUUUUGACGGUUAUUUGUUCUAAACCGAUCCAAACUAUGCCUCCUGCUAUAGCUCUGUAGAGAAAUUAUUCUUUUCUCAGACAGAAGAACAGUUGAAGAAGGUUUUGUAAGAGUGGAAGUUGUAGCUAUGAGUAGAAGAAAAGAGUUAGAUUCAAUAUUCUUUGUAAUUUUUGGUCUGGAAGGAACACUACUGUAGCUAUAUAUAAUUUUUUUCAUUCAUCCAAUUUUUGUUUGCUCUUCAAUUUUGUAAACAAGAUAACGUCUUUUAUUUACUUUCGAAAUUGUAUUGUUUCUGUUUUUGAAGGCCUGAGAUGUGAUAGUAAAUGAGUUAUUUACACAUUA
Brassica rapa (field mustard) is the source of this 4800-nucleotide messenger RNA. Its product is annotated as probable methyltransferase PMT5. The record is from RefSeq and is a predicted model, not a curated record. NCBI's taxonomy places the organism in Eukaryota, Viridiplantae, Streptophyta, Magnoliopsida, Brassicales, Brassicaceae. Gene Ontology annotation, cellular component: cytoplasm. Gene Ontology annotation, molecular function: methyltransferase activity.